Messenger RNA from Colletotrichum tamarilloi, 762 nucleotides. RefSeq names its product longiborneol synthase. Lineage: Eukaryota; Fungi; Ascomycota; Sordariomycetes; Glomerellales; Glomerellaceae. The record is from RefSeq and is a predicted model, not a curated record. The annotation marks the transcript as partial. The transcript has 2 exons.
AUGUCCACCUCGCCCAAGAUUAUGGUCAGCCCUCCCGGUCUCAGCCCUGGAGGAAUCAACAGCGCCGCUGUUUCGGUUGCCCAGCCGUGGCUCCGGAUGCUCAGCUCCGUGUGGGGAAUGUGCGCCCCGAAGCGAAUCCGCCUCGAAGAUGACCUGGCAAAGGAGCCCAAGCGGCUGGCUGCCCUCUGCAAGCCCAUUUGCAAACAGAUGCUCGAGGACCUCAAGUACCCCGGCGUCCCACGGGUCAAGCGCGAGUCCGUCGAAGCGCUGCUGAAAUAUAUGCACAAGAGAGCCGUCGAGAUCGGAUGGCCACUCGAUACCCCUCUCUCCCAGAAGGGGUUCCGCCUGGGCUUCUCACUAGCUGCGAUGUGCCAUCCCCGUCACCCGAUAGAAGUGCAGGGUUAUGUUGGGCUCUUCACCUGGCUCGUCGUUCAGUACGACGACAUCGUGGGCCAGAAUGAAGGCGGAAUGGACGAGGCCCAGCACUUCCAGCGGCGCUUCCUCAACGGCGAGACCCAGCCCAACGCCAUGCUCGAAGGGCUGGCGGGCCUGCUGCGUCAGGCUCCCGACAUUUUUGACCCCGUCAUGGCCAGCCUGUUGCAAAUCUCGGCUCUCAAAUUCAUGACUUGCAACCUGCUCGAGCGUCACGAUGGCUUCCAGAACAUGAAGACCACGCGGGGCUGUCAGGUUGAUAUUAUCCGUGCCUCGGACUGGAUCACUGUUUCCUGGAACUACUUCCACGACCACUGGAAGUCAUCCCUC